ACCUCUAUUAAUUCCCCUUACUUCAACACUUACCAACAAUUCCCACUAAUCUUCUCACAACCUAAUGAAAUUCAAGAAUUCAAAAAAUAUACUUCUCCAUCUUUGAUCUUACAAAAAAAAAUAAAGAGAGCGAAAAAUGAGAAUUGGUGGUAAUUAUACGUUCCAACAGGCACUAACUACUGAAUCUACAACCAUAGUAAAACAAGCUUUAAACUUAGCUAAAAGAAGAGGCCAUUCCCAUGUCACUCCUCUUCAUAUAGCUAGUGUUAUGUUAGUUUCCUCUUCAGGCCUUUUGAAAAAAGCUUGUCUUCAAUUACAUUCUCAUCCACUUCAAUACAAAGCUCUUGAACUUUGUUUCAAUGUAGCACUCAAUAGGUUACCCACCUCAGUUUCUAGUCCUGUUUUUGAGCCUCAUGCUCAAAAUCCUUGUCUUUCUAAUGCCUUAGUUGCUGCUUUUAAAAGGGCACAAGCGUAUCAACGUCGCGGCUCAACAGAAAACCAGCAGCAGCAACAGCCUAUUUUAGCCCUUAAAGUAGAAAUAGAACAGCUUGUUAUUUCAAUUCUUGAUGAUCCAAGUGUUAGUAGAGUAAUGAGGGAAGUUGGUUUUUCUAGUAUCCAAUUAAAAACCAAUAUAGAACAAACUAUUUCUUUAAAUAGUUGUUCUAAAAAUGGUGGUGUUAGUACAAAACCAAUUGUCCUAGGAAAUACCAAUUACAUUUCUCAAACAACAUUAGGUUAUCAAGUGAGGAAUGAUGAUGUAAUGAGUGUAAUAGAAGCAAUGAUAAACAAGAAAAGGAAAAAUAUAGUUAUUUUAGGAGAGUGUUUAGCCACUGUUGAAGGGGUUAUUAAAGGAGUUGUAGAUAAGUUUAAUAAAGGAGAAAUAUCAUUAGAUAUGAAACAUGUGCAGUUUAUAAGUGUUCCACUUUUUACACUGAGAAAUGUUUCAAGAGAAGAGUUUGAGGUCAAGAUUGGAGAGCUUAGGACUUUACUUAGAAGCUAUGUAAAUAAAGGGGUUGUGUUAUAUUUAGGUGAUUUAAAAUGGAUAUCUGAAUUUUGGAUUAAAUACAGUGAGCAAAGUAAUAGUACUAGCUAUUAUUCUCCUGUGGAACAUAUGAUAAUGGAGCUAAGUAGAUUAUUAUGUGGUGGAAUUAAGGAAAAUGGAAGGCUGUGGCUUAUGGGAAUUGCCAGUUUUCAGACUUACAUGAAAUGUAAAACUGGUUGUCCUUCUCUACAGACUCUUUGGGAUCUUCAUCCUCUUACAAUUCCUGUUGUCACCUUGGAUCUUAGCCUUAAUCUUGAGAGUGAUUUGCAUAGUCAGUUUAGAAGCAAGACAACCGCAGAUGGUUCAAGCUGGUCAGUUGUUAGAAAUGGAGUGAAGAAGCAGCUAACUUGCUGUGCUGAUUGUUUGGCCAACUUCAACAGAGAAGCUAAAAGCAUUAAUAUAGUCAAAACUGAGUCUACUACAUUUUACAGCAGCUCAAGUUUGCCUUCUUGGCUCCAAAAAUACAAGGAAGUGAAUAGACAAGAUAACAACAACAAUCAGGAAGCUGAAGAAAUGAGAAAUCUUUGCAAGAAGUGGAACUCUAUUUGCAAUUGUGUUCACAAACAAUAUCAUAACUUUCUAGAGAAAGGCUGUGGUACUCUAUCUUCAUUAUCAUCUCCUUGUUCCUCUACUUCAAUAUCUUCAUCUAACCAAUCAAAGAAAGAACACCAAUUCUUGGAUACAAAGCCUGAGCUUUUAUCCAAUCCCAAUUCAAGUCCAAAUUCAGCUUCCUCAAGUGAAGCAAGUGGAUACAAUAUGGAUUGCUUAAAUAGGUUCAAAGAGUUUAAUUCAGAAAAUAUGAACAUAAUUUGCAAGGCAUUGGAGAAGAAAGUUCCAUGGCAAAAAGAUAUAAUCCCUGAUAUAGUAAGCACAAUUCUUCAGUGUAGAGGCAAAAAGGAAGAAACUUGGCUGUUUUUCUUAGGUGCUGAUUCUGAAGGAAAAGAGAAAAUCUCAAGGGAGUUAGCUAAAAUUAUCUUUGGUUCUCAAGAUAGCUUCAUUUCCAUUGGACUUAGCAGCUUUUCAUCAUCAACAUUAAAAGCUGAUGAUUCAACUGAAGAAGUCGGUAAUAAAAGAUCUAGAGACGAGCACGGUAAGAGUUAUCUGGAGAGGUUUGCAGAUGCAAUCCAAGAAAAUCCGAGCCGUGUGUUUUUCAUGGAAGAUGUGGAUCAAGUUGAUUCUUUCUCACAAAAGGGUAUUAAAAAAGCUAUUGUAAAUGGAAGCUUUACACUUCCUGAUGGUGAAUUAGUAUUUGUUAAGGAUUCCAUAGUCAUUUUUAGCUGUGACGAGUACUUUAGUUCUUCAGUUUCAAGACCCUAUUCUCCUCCUACUACUAUUCAGAAGAGUAAUGGUGAUGUUGAAGAGGAAAAGAGAGAAAAUGCAGCUUCAUUGGAUUUGAAUAUUGCCAUACAUGGAGAUGAUAUUGGAAUUUUGGAGGCAGUGGACAAACAAAUCAUGUUCAAUAUUCAACUCUUGUGAGAAUUAAGUGAGAAAAACUCUAAGCUUCCUCCACCCUAGCUAGGACUACUUUUUGGUACUUUUUUUGUUUUUUUUUUUUAAUUUUAUUUAAGAUCCCUUUGAUAUUUAGAUGAAGAGUUUAAUGAAGAACUAAAUGUAUAUUAACACCUCUUUGAUCUCUUUAAUAGACUGCUGAAUUUUUACCUUC
Nicotiana attenuata is the source of this 2705-nucleotide messenger RNA. Its product is annotated as protein SMAX1-LIKE 3-like. Bases 137 to 2518 code for a protein of 793 amino acids. The record is from RefSeq and is a predicted model, not a curated record. The transcript is spliced from 4 exons. NCBI's taxonomy places the organism in Eukaryota, Viridiplantae, Streptophyta, Magnoliopsida, Solanales, Solanaceae.